Molecule: messenger RNA, 648 nt
Organism: Knipowitschia caucasica
Lineage: Eukaryota; Metazoa; Chordata; Actinopteri; Gobiiformes; Gobiidae
Source: the annotation of a GenBank genome assembly
AUGCACGGGCCCUAUCUCUCCGUCCGGGCUGGGCGGUAUGGUCACAGCUCCAGGCAGGGCCGGAAGGGCGAGUGGGCUCUCCCCGGCGACUGCCUGCACGUCCGUGGCGAUGUGGACGCUCGCUCUCUCUCUCAGGGCCUCUGGUCCACUCGCCAGGCCGUCUCCGGGGGCCGCGCUCCCACGGGGAACCCUCUCCCCUCUCUCUCCAGCGCUCGUCCCGGCCAUAGUCAUCCUCCCGCUGGCCCCAGGGGGGCCUGCGGUUGUGGGCUCUAUGGUUCGCGCGUGUGGACGGACCAUAGUGUAAAGGCCAUACACCACGUCUCAGUGAGCAUCAGUCAGUCCCAGUCGGAGCUGGUCUGUGCAGAGGCGUGGGGCACAGAGCCACACUACAGUUGGCUUCACGACCGAGCGACUGUUUCCCAAACUGUGGGGCGCGUGUCACAGGACGGGACGCGGCUGCGCAUCACCCAGAGCCCAGUCUGCGGCCGCUUCACCUGCAGAAUCCACAACAAACUGGGGUCCGCCACCGCCACCUACACGGCCGAUGAGUGUGCGGUCAGGGACCACAGUGGGACUAUAGCAGCAGUGACGUGUGUGCUCCUCCUGCUGCUCUGUGGAGGUCUGCUCGGUCUGCUCCUGUGGAGGUGA